UACUUUUUUGCUUGUCUCUUCAAAUUUGUUGCAUUAAAUACCAGAAAAAUGAAACGUGUUGUUUUUUUAAGGAGGGACAUUAGAAAAUAUGGUGUUAAAACUGAUGGAUCAAAAAUAUGACAAGUUGUAACCCAACAGAAAAGUCUUGAUACUAAGAUUACCAAUAUAAAUUCAAAGUAGAGGAGAAAUUUUAACACUGAUUACACUUAUUAUAAUUCUUGAUAAUGUUGCUUAAGAUACCUGCUCUUUUUAUUACUUAAGAACUUACUAAUAUUUCCUAACAUAUGUUUAUAUUACUAUGAAGCUAUGGGUACAUUAUCCUCUGAUCCCUUAGCUAUCAUCUACAGCCAGAUACCAUCAGCUUCUCAACAUUUUAAACAAAAGGUGCAACCCUGAGCCACUGUUCAAAAAUGAGUAAAUAGAACUGUAGAUUUUAAAAUUCAUAUUUGCAUCUACUGAAAAAGAAAGAUGAACUGUCUCUGACAGUUCCUCUUUUUUGACAAACCAAUCAAAGACAAAGUGAAGAAGAGCUUUUUCCAGCUAAGAAGCGUUAGUAAACUGUACAUUCAAACAAAGGACUUUUUGAAAGUAAGUCAUAUCUUUUGCUUGGAUUAUUAUAACUCUAUGUAUACUGGUCUUAACAGAACCUUAGUUCAGAUAUGGGAAGAUCAUCUACAUAAAGAAGAUGGAGGAUUAGUUACAGCAGAGCAACAUCACAGAGUUUCGGACAAGCUUGAAAACAGUUUCAGGUCACAAACCAAAGUCCCAGGCUCCAGCUAUUUCUGCUCGAUUGGGAAUUGGAACAGGAGCAUCACAGGAUUUUUUUUUCAUAGAGUGACUGACUCACUGAGAAAUCUUUAACAUGCUGUUAAACAAAAGGUUUCUUUUUGUCUUGAUGGCAAUAAUAAUUGGGACACUGGUCCUGAUAUCAAUUAAAUAUUGCAUUGGGGCUCCGGCACCACAAAAGAAGAUUUGCUCAUUCCCACUGGAUUUAGCUCCAAACUCUGUUGACGACAUGUACAACGGCUGCGAAGAUGAAAUGGGAAAAAGAGUGGCCAGUUUGCUAAAUACGGAGAAAAAGGGUGAAUUUAGAGAGGCUUGGCGUGCAGCACAAAAAUGCUACAGCAAUAAUUGGGCAACCACCACCUCAAGGCUGAAGAAAGAACAAAUCAUGGCUAUUCAUGCUUAUACCUUGGGAAUGCCGCCAAUAUACGAUAAGUUCAAUAAGGCAGUCCGAACACAAAAAUCUGGGUACAAAACCAAAUUUCAAUAUCAUGCACUACACUUCUACCUCACCAUGGCCCUACGCUCCCUUAAGCACAAUGCACCACAAUGUGUCAAGACUUAUCGGAGAACCAACUGCAAAUUUGAAACCGAGAUCAACAGAGAGAUUCGCUUCGGUGGCUUUACCUCCAGCUCAGAGGGUGGUUAUCCUUCUCCUCAUUUUGGCGACCAAUCAUGUUUUGAGAUUACCACCUGCUUUGGAGCAGACAUCUCAACGUUCUCUAUGUUUGAAUGGGAAAACGAGGUCCUGAUCCCUCCGUAUGAGGUUUUUAAGGUAACAGACAUACAGAAAAGAUCUGGGAAGAAUUUCCUUCCAUGCCAGGUUGUCUACAAACUGAAGAGCACAAGAAAAACACGUUCCAGUUUAAACUGUGCUCUCACCAAGUCAGGUUUGUGAUGAAAUGUUCCCCCCAAAAAGCAGCAUUGUGCAAAGUUAGACAUAAGUCAGGUAUAGUCUGCCCAAUUUUAGUUUUAUAAGUAAUUACCGUAAAUAUAAUCAUAAGAAACAUACAAGACUGAAUAAUUCACAUUAGGAAACAGUUUCAAAAGUAAAACAAAUUUUAUAAAAGGGACAUCAAAUAUUUGUUAGUCUUACAAUUAUUAACUUUAUGUUCACUUUCCUUUUCUAAUUCAAAGUAAUCCUAAACCCAUGCGGCUGUGCUUUUCUUUGUCACUACCCAUAAAGGCAGACUGAGAUUUGUUUUAUGGAAGUCCAAACAUGCACAAAAUAAAGAAGUCAUAUAAUUAUUACUUAAAUUGUUUGCAACAUAUAUUAAUUGCUAACCUUGACUGAACAAUUUCACAAUUAAUUAUAAAAAAAAUAAUGUUUUGAUUAAAUUCCUGAUAUUUAAUUAAUUGUUGAUACAUUAAUUUAUACAAUUCUGCUUCCAUGUUAUCAAUGACAUUCAUAAAUAAUCUAAUAAUAAUAAUGAUUUCUGUAUUUAUUACAUUUUGGCACUUAUAAACUCAAUAUAUUGCUGAAAGCAGAUCAUUCCUCCCCACUGUCACUUCCUGCUUGCUCAAGAUACUAACCUGACUGCUCUAAGCAAAUAGUUGUUUCUGUUUGAGAGAAAAAAUAUUAACAACUGCCAUAAAAUAAUAAUCUGUAUUUGAAUAUUUUAAACUGCAAUUUCAUUUGAACUUUACUGAAUGUGUAACUGAAUCUGAAUCUGACUGAAUUGUAUUGGACAAGUAGGAUGUGAUAAUGAAUACAUUUGACUAUUUUAUAUUAGAUAUUUAUUGUGAAAUGGUUCUAUAUACAUGUACUGAACUGAACCAACAAUCUAAAAAAAGACAAAAGAAAAUAUUUCAUAGCUGGUAUUAAUUUUUCUCUACUACUGUUAUAUUUCCUGUUUGACUAUUCUGUUUGAAUAAAUCUCACAAGAAUGCAUGCUCUUUUCUGGAUGUGUUUGUUUUAUAAUUGAAUCAUGUUCUGGUUUUUAAUAUGUAAACGCUUCUGGUUAUAUCUGUAUGCUGAAUGCAAAUUUAUUUCAAAUGUCUUGGUUGAGAUCAUACUACGAUGACUUGUCAUUAUUUUAAGAUUUGUCAUAUUUUGCCAUAAUAAAGUUAAAUUGGUUGGAAUAAACUUA
Molecule: messenger RNA, 2873 nt
Organism: Xiphophorus couchianus (Monterrey platyfish)
Lineage: Eukaryota; Metazoa; Chordata; Actinopteri; Cyprinodontiformes; Poeciliidae
Product: erythroblast NAD(P)(+)--arginine ADP-ribosyltransferase-like
Exons: 2
Coding region: 863-1681 (272 amino acids)
Molecular function (GO): NAD+ poly-ADP-ribosyltransferase activity; NAD+-protein-arginine ADP-ribosyltransferase activity
Source: RefSeq, a predicted model, not a curated record